AUUUUAACCUUUGUACGUAACCUGACAUACUAUGUUCGGUUGUUUGACAAGGAGUGAGAUAAAUGUCAAAACUAGUGUGGAAUGCAGUCAAUAUUGUCAGUUGUUCUUUCAUAUGUUAGUAAAUUAAAAAUCAUCCCCAUGAUACGAAACGCUGGCUUGAUAUCAUUCACUUCCGGUGCACAUUGCUGUAAACAAAAACAGACAUGCCGCAAUUAAUUGCUUUUGCGUAAUAUUCGACACUGGAAAAGUUAUCACGGCCGUUGCAUAAUCAAACAGAAGACACUGAUCUAUUAAUCAACAGACUUGGAAGCAAAUCUAACUGACAUGUACUGAUUCCGACACCAUGUAAACAUCGGGAGUGGCCUCUGACCACCGCUAUCAGCAAUCACGAGUGCCAAAUCUUGCACCUGGCAGUGGCAGACUGCUGGUGAGAUGCAGGUAGCUGGGAGACAAUAGUGUGGAUGCACUGUCACAGAUGAGGAUGCUGCCAGCUGGAUGCUGGAGACUGGAGCAGCUGCGUCUCUUGUGUGUCUUGUGGUGCCCUAGUAUCACCAUGAAGAGAUAUUGUUCUAUAGCUGUUACACAAAUUUCUUUAGAUUCUUUAUGACAACAUUUUUAACAUAACAAAAAUCUAUCCCCAAUGGCUGAAUUAGAUCCAACUGCUUUGUCUGUUGACCCUGAAACAGCUCCACCCAUUGCCCCACACACAGGCACACAAGCCACUGCCACGCCCACAAACACACAACCAGCGACCCCACCCAUAAACACACUUUCCGUCGCCAUGCCAACAAGCACAUCAGAGUGUCAGCUGUGCAGAUGUUUUCAAGAUGAAGAUUUUUGUAAAGCCAGACAGAUGGUUAGAGAAAGGAAUAAGAAGAUAUUCGAUCCACACAAAAGAACUGUUUACAAUCUCGUCCACUUCUACCAGACUUACCUCAAUUCUAAAUCAGACGGCUUAGAUAUCCUUAAAUCUGAUUUGUGGAAAAUCCCCCUGAUCAGCCAAUCAGAAACUAGAUUACAAUUACUGGACAUACUGAGACUAUUGCUAGAGGCUGGCCUUGACGCCAAUGUCACGACCGGGUCAGAGACGCCACUUAUGGCGGCGGUACGGACUCAUGAUGAGAGUCUGAUACUGAUUCUGUUGCAGCAUGGCGCUGACCCAAACUUGUGUGAUGGUCGUGAGGAAAUGAAUGCCUUUGCCCUGUCAAUCAUUCUGAAUGAUGUGUCCACAGUUGAGCAACUGCUGCAUUAUGGGUCUAGCAUCAACGACGUCUGCUGUGGAACCAUGACACCAUUACAGCUGUCAAUGAACAAGAGCGUGCACAUCUCCAAGCUGCUGUUGCAGAGUGGUGCCGAUAUUCAACAGGUGCUGACGAUGCCGUCUGCCCAUGAGGUACAAAUCAUGGUACCCCCUCUUGUCCAGGCCGUCAGACGUGGGAAUAUUUAUCUUGUGUCUGUCCUCCUUGAGCAUGGAGAAGACGUCAACCAGACGUAUGGCGAUCACACAGAGACUCCGCUCCACCUCGCUGUGAAGAACUCGGACUACGCCAUGGUUGAGAUGCUCAUCCAGUAUGGAGCCUCCCUGAAUAAACUUAGUGGGCGGGGCCACUCAGCUCUUGGCCUGACUCUGACGUCUGGCACCACGGGGAACAACAGAAUAGCUCGGCUGUUGUUGAAGUCGGGCUGCAGUCGGAGGAGAGACACCAUCAUCUCCUUGUUCCAGAGGUUCUAUCCACCGAUAUUUGUUGCUUGUUUCAUGGGGAAUAUAGACAUUGUUGAUUUGUUGAUUGAAGAAGAUGAGGCACUCUGUGAUGCCUCUAGGGUAGUGUGUGGAGUUCAGAACUUGACACUGUCAGGAGCUUCUGUAAAGAAGCAUGUUAGUGAUGAGGAAGAGACUGAAGUUGAGAGAGCCUUUGCUACGAAACAUAUACAAACAAAAUCAAAAUUAAAACUGAGGCCCAAAUCCACCAAUGAACCUGGAUCCAUGUUGAACUGUACUGCCUCUGAUGGUUGCUCUCCAAUCGUCAUGGCCGCCCUAGGAGGUCAUCAUGACCUUGUGAAACAUCUCCUUCAUCUCGGGGCAGAUCCUCACAUCAUCUGCUGCCAUGGCAACCUGGCACAUGCUGCAGUGCUGAGUUCGUGUGCAGAGAGUAUGGACUUGCUGAAGCUGGCGGUGAGUCUGGGCUGCAACUUGAACCAGGUGAACGAGUACGGGAACACACCUCUCCAUCUCUCCGCCCGCAUCAACCUCCCCGACGUCUGCCAAUACCUGGUGGAGCAGGGGGUGCUCCUCAAUGUCCGGGACAGGUUCGGGGAGACGGCGCUGUCUGCCAGUGUCUACUUCGGCUGCGAGGACAACUCCCGCAUCCUCAUCCAGCAGGGCGCCGACCUCAACAUCGCCGACUCCAGUGGCACCACAGCCCUGUACUGGUCCAUCUUCAACUGUCGCGAGCCGACAUUGCGCCUGCUGCUCUGUGCCGGAGCAUCCUUUACCCCAGAGCAGUUCACCAAGUACCCCCGGAACCUCAAGGUCAUGAGGAACCAGCAGCUGGUGACCUUCAUCCAGGAGAGUGUGUGUCAGCCAAGGUCACUUGCUGCCCUGGCUGUGUUCCAGGUCCGUAAGGUCAUCUCUGGGGUCAUGGAGGGUCGCAGUGUCAAGGACAGUGUCUCACAGCUUCCUGUGCCAGAUAAGGUCAAGGACAGUCUCCUGCUUCUCAACAGUGUGUGACCUGUGAUAGAAUGACCUUAUCUGUCAACAGCAUGUCUCUCAAGCAGCUUCUGGAGGUUUAUUGUUUGUUUUCUGACAAAACAGAUGAAUCUUCGUUGUCUGGAAACUGUGUUUAUUUCAUAUAUAUACAGGUAUUAUUUUUGUCAGUAUUACUAUAAUUAUUGCUCUCUUUUUUUAAUUAUCAUCAUAUAAUAUUUUCAUAAACUCCUGAUGUGAUCAUUUAUGUGAUUGGUGGCACAGACUUUACCUUUUGUUCCAGUACACGCAGACAGAUAGUCGAGGCUGGGUAUUCUCAGUCAUUGACAGUAUAAUUAGUUUGUUGAAGCACCCAGGAAGUGUGCAGUGUGUAUGUCCCAGGAUCCAUCUGGGUGCUCUGACAUAUGAAUAUUUAAUCUUCUUCCAUUAUCUUGAAAUGUUAAAAAAUCAGAAUUAAGCAUUUCUCCCAGGGAUAUUGUUAUUGCUAUUAAUAAGGCUUGAGAGCUAAUAGCCUGAGACCAUGUAUAUUUGUGUAUGUGUUUGAAUUCUUCUUUAGGAAUGAUCACUAAAGAAGAUUAAAUUUCAAUAAUGUUUCAUCUUUGGAAAGGUGAUUAGGGUUGAGUUAACAUUGGCGGAUCCAAGGGGGACAACCUGUUUGAAACUUAAUAACGACCACAUUAAAGUUGCUGUUUUGCAUUGGCAGGGUGGGUGGGUGUUGGUCAGGGGCUUCGAAAUCCCCCUUUUGAAACUUCCUGGAUCCGCAUAUGGUUAACAUUAUGAUAUUAAAAAAACAGUUUUGAAUUAACACAUAACCUUAAAUAUCAAUGUUUUGAAUAACAUGUCAGUAUGCUCUUUUACAUGUGUGAAAAAGAAGCUAAAUCAGUGAUGUCUUUUGCAAUAUGCUUGCCAUAUGCACAUGGUAUGAAGUCCCAUGUAAACAGAUUUGUUUUUACAACUUGAUUGUAAAUUAUUGUAAAUGACUGUACAUUGUUAGCCACAUUACAGGAGACAAUCAGAGAUACGCUGUGUUUCACUCAGACUUGGCAUUUAUGCAGAACCAGUCUGCUGGUGAAGAAGACAAUAAAUUCCAUACCAUAA
Haliotis rubra (blacklip abalone) is the source of this 3802-nucleotide messenger RNA. RefSeq names its product ankyrin-3-like. NCBI's taxonomy places the organism in Eukaryota, Metazoa, Mollusca, Gastropoda, Lepetellida, Haliotidae. Bases 641 to 2728 code for a protein of 695 amino acids. The transcript is spliced from 3 exons. The record is from RefSeq and is a predicted model, not a curated record. Gene Ontology annotation, molecular function: protein binding.